UCUUCUACCCGAACCCCCCCUCCCCCCCCAAGCAGAGAGACCCCAGCAGCAGCAGCAGCUGAUGAUGAAGAGAGAGGCAGUGGCAGAGGGGGGGCACCUUUUAUUUCUAUUUUUAAAGGGACAGGACACUAAUUUUACCCCACUUCAACCUUGAAUUGAGGGGGGUGGGGGGAAGGCGGCUGAGUUCCUUCCCCCACCCUCCAGCCCUGAGACCUGAGAGGGGGAUUGAGCCUGAGAGAGAAGGAGAAGGAGUUUCUUCUUCUUCGAAAAUCCCCAUCCACGACUCCUACCCCCUCACCCCUCCACUAGCCUCCCUCCCGAGCCCCCUCCAUCCUCCUCCUCUUUGGCCGUGAAAGGAGAGAAAGAGACCAAAAGCCUCUUAGCAACACAGACCCUUCGCUGCUGCUGCUGCUGCUGCUGCUGCUGUUGCUGCUGCUGCUGCUGCUGUUGCUGCUGCUGCUGCUACUGCUACUGCUGCUGCUGCUUGGCCCUGGCUGGAGACAUCUCACUACACCCGGGAGCAGCCACUUCCCCAGCUCUCCUCCUCCUUCGCCUCCUCCUCCUCCUCCACUCCCCCCCCUUUAUUACCCUUUGUGUCAUCCUCCACAGCUCCAGGGAAGGCACUCAAAAGUGGGGGGCAGGAAAGGAACAAGGUUGAUCUGGGCAUGAAGUUAAACAGGAUAUUGCUUUCAUCUACUUCAGCCAAAUUUCAAAGUCACUGACCUAAGAAAGACCUCCCCAUCUACUUUGAUAGAAAGCAGAGUUGAAAAUGCUUAGAAGUCAUCCCUUCUGCGGACAUUCUCCGAUCUUUUCAUUUUGCAUUAGGUGUACCUCCUCUGUGAACAUCUGUAGUAUCCUGUGCAUACUCAGGUGGUUUUCCUAAGGAAACACUGAACCAUGUUCCCUAUGACUUCUGUGUUAGAUGCUUAUUGAAGAUAACAGUUUCUGCGUAUGGGAAGUAGAUAUUGAAGGGUAUAUGGUUUACAGACAAGAUCUUUAAAAAAUAGACACUCAAGAGAGAAGAGGUACUCCUUUACAGGGACUCGUAAAGGCAUAGAGCAUCUAGAGAUUUACCACCUCCAUUACGCUGCUGGGUCUCACAGCACAUGUUAUGUUUUUAUCAGUUUCUCUCCAGAAGAAGGUUGGAAACCCAAGUGCCUACAGAGGCCAGGCUGGUGGGAAUGAAGCAGGAAGCCACUGCAGUGUACUGGAGAACCAAGUCCUUUCUGAAGGAGCAGCCACUGCUCCGUUCCAGAUAAUUGUUGCAAGGCAGGAAUGCUGACCUAGUGUUACCACAUUGUCCAGUUUCUCAGGCUACAUUAUUGGAAUUUUGAAGACAUGAAAACAUCAGAUGAACCAACCUGCAACAUCUUGGAUUCAGAUUGGAAGAUGAAGAGAAAGUUUAAAGAAUGUGGCCUAUAAAGGCGGGUAGUACCUGGAAAUAUUAACUGACUCACACUGUAAAAAUGAGAACAGUUUCUAAACAAUAGAGGUUAUUUUAGUCCAACAUCAAGGUUCAAGACAAAAUGUUGAACUAAAAACUUACACUCCUCCCCUCCCCCACUUCAGACAGGUACCAGCAUUGGUGAAUAUGAUUUUCCUUAGUCAGAAGCACUCGUUUUUACCCAUGUAGACCAUCCUUAGGAAUUAAAUAUUGAUUAUUUAAUGUAGAUUAUAAUGGGAAACUGAUUUUUUCUACAAUGGCAGAUUUCAAGGACUUGGUUCCAAACUGAGCCGAAGCUUCCCAAUGCAUUUUGUACAGUCUGGGGAAAACUGUGCUGCGUUGGCCAUUUUUGAAGGCCAGGAUGCCCUGUAAUAUAAGGAUAUCAUCUUAUUGCUGAUAUAUUUGGGGAGUCCCAAGCAGACACAGAAAAUGAAUGGAGGCAAAGAGUGUGACGGAGGGGACAAGGAUGGAGGUCUUUCAGCUAUACAAGUUCCUGUGGGUUGGCAGCGCCGUGUGGAUCAAAAUGGAGUGCUUUAUGUCAGUCCCAGUGGGUCUUUGUUAUCUUGCUUGGAGCAGGUUAAAACAUACCUGCUUACUGACGGAACAUGCAAGUGUGGCUUGGAAUGUCCUCUUAUUCUUCCCAAGGUGUUUAAUUUUGAUCCUGGAGCUGCUGUGAAACAGAGAACUGCAGAAGAUGUUAAAGCAGAUGAAGAUGUCACAAAGCUAUGCAUACAUAAAAGAAAAAUCAUUGCAGUGGCCACACUUCAUAAAAGCAUGGAAGCCCCACAUCCUUCUCUGGUGCUCCCCAGUCCCGGAGGAGGAACAAAUGCAACUCCAGUAGUACCUUCACGGGCAGCAACUCCAAGAUCUGUAAGAAAUAAGUCUCACGAAGGAAUUACAAAUUCUGUAAUGCCUGAAUGUAAGAAUCCUUUCAAAUUAAUGAUUGGAUCAUCAAAUGCCAUGGGAAGGCUAUAUGUACAAGAACUGCCUGGAAGCCAGCAACAAGAACUCCACCCUGUCUACCCCCGGCAGAGAUUGGGCAGCAGUGAACACGGACAGAAAUCUCCAUUCCGUGGCAGCCAUGGAGGCCUGCCCAGCCCAGCGUCAUCAGGUUCCCAGAUAUAUGGAGAUGGCUCAAUCUCUCCAAGGACUGACCCACUUGGAAGCCCUGAUGUUUUCACAAGAAAUAAUCCUGGUUUUCAUGGAGCUCCCAGUUCUAGUCCUAUUCACCUGAGUAGGACUCCUCUUUCUCCACCUUCAGUAAUGCUACACAGUUCUCCUGUACAGUCAUCCUGUGCAAUGGCUGGAAGGACUAAUAUACCUCUUUCCCCAACCUUGACUACAAAGAGUCCAGUAAUGAAAAAACCAAUGUGUAAUUUUUCAACUAAUAUGGAAAUACCACGAGCAAUGUUCCAUCACAAACUACCCCAAGGCCCACCUCCCCCUCCUCCACCUUCCUGUGCUCUUCAGAAAAAGCCAUUAACAUCUGAGAAAGAUCCACUUGGCAUUCUUGACCCUAUUCCUAGUAAACCAGUGAAUCAGAACCCUGUUAUCAUUAAUCCAACUAGUUUCCAUUCAAAUGUCCACUCUCAGGUACCUGUGAUGAAUGUAAGCAUGCCUCCUGCUGUUGUUCCUUUGCCAAGUAAUCUCCCUUUGCCAACCGUAAAACCUGGCCACAUGAAUCAUGGGAGUCAUGUACAAAGAGUUCAGCAUUCAGCUUCAACCUCCCUGUCCCCUUCUCCAGUGACAUCCCCAGUGCACAUGAUGGGGACUGGAAUUGGAAGGAUUGAGGCAUCGCCCCAAAGAUCACGCUCAUCUUCCACAUCAUCAGAUCACGGAAAUUUCAUGAUGCCACCUCUAGGACCCCAGGCCACUUGUAGUGGUAUUAAGGUUCCACCCAGGUCACCAAGGUCAACAAUAGGGUCCCCAAGGCCAUCAAUGCCAUCAAGCCCUUCUACCAAGUCCGAUGGACAUCAUCAGUACAAGGAUAUCCCUAACCCAUUAAUUGCUGGAAUGAGUAAUGUACUAAAUACCCCAAGCAGUGCAGCUUUUCCUACUGCAUCUGCCGGAAGUGGUUCUGUAAAGAGUCAGCCUGGUUUGCUGGGAAUGCCUUUAAAUCAGAUCUUGAACCAGCACAAUGCUGCCUCCUUUCCAGCAAGUAGUUUACUCUCAGCAGCAGCCAAAGCACAGCUAGCAAAUCAAAACAAACUUGCUGGUAACAACAGUAGCAGCAGUAGCAAUUCUGGAGCUGUUGCUGGCAGUGGCAACACUGAAGGACAUAGCACUUUAAACACCAUGUUCCCUCCUGCUGCCAACAUGCUUCUCCCAACAGGUGAAGGGCAAAGUGGUCGAGCAGCACUAAGAGAUAAGCUGAUGUCUCAGCAAAAAGACUCACUGCGGAAAAGAAAACAGCCACCUACCACAGUGUUGAGUUUGCUCAGACAGUCUCAAAUGGAUAGUUCUGCAGUUCCUAAACCCGGACCCGACUUGCUAAGGAAGCAGGGUCAGGGGUCGUUUCCCAUCAGUUCAAUGUCUCAGUUACUACAGUCUAUGAGUUGUCAAAGCUCUCACUUGAGUAGCAAUAGUAGCCCGGGUUGUGGGCGCUCAAAUACUGCUUUGCCUUGCUCUGCUAACCAGCUGCAUUUUACAGACCCCAGUGUGAACUCCAGUGGUCUUCAGAAUCCACUGACACAGGACGUACCUUUAAGAGGGGAAGCCGUGCACUGCCACAAUGCAAACACUAACUUUGUUCACAGUAACAGUCCAGUCCCAAACCACCAUCUUGCAGGUUUAAUAAAUCAGAUUCAGGCUAGCGGGAACUGUGGGAUGCUCAGUCAGUCGGGCAUGGCCUUAGGAAAUUCAUUACAUCCCAAUCCACCUCAGUCAAGAAUUUCAACGUCCUCCACUCCAGUGAUACCAAACAGCAUUGUUAGCAGCUAUAAUCAAACAAGUUCUGAAGCAGGCAGUUCAGGACCAUCAUCCUCCAUAGCCAUAGCUGGCACCAGCCACCCUGCCAUCACAAAGACAACAUCUGUUCUUCAAGACGGCGUCAUAGUCACCACCGCAGCUGGAAACCCACUGCAGAGUCAGCUGCCCAUUGGGAGUGAUUUUCCUUUUGUUGGCCAGGAGCACGCACUUCAUUUUCCAUCCAACAGCACUUCAAACAACCAUCUUCCACACCCCUUGAACCCCAGCCUCCUCAGUUCUCUACCUAUCUCUUUGCCAGUGAAUCAACAGCAUCUCCUAAACCAGAAUCUAUUAAAUAUCCUCCAGCCUUCAGCAGGAGAAGGCAAGUCUGAGAUCAACCUCCACCCUUUAGGUUUUCUCAACCCGAAUGUAAACGCUGCUUUAGCUUUUCUCUCCAGUGACAUGGAUGGGCAGGUAUUGCAGCCUGUUCACUUUCAACUCUUAGCAGCCCUGCUUCAGAACCAAGCCCACGCAGCUGCCAUGCUUCCCCUGCCAUCUUUCAAUCUGACCAUCUCAGAUCUUUUGCAACAGCAAAAUACCCCUUUACCCUCAUUAACACAGAUGACAGCCCCACCAGACCAUUUGCCAAGCAAUCAGUCAGAGAACAGCCGAGCUGAGACCCUUUUAACCAGCCCCCUGGGGAACCCUUUACCAAGCUUUGCAGGCAGUGACACUACUUUUAACCCCCUGUUCCUCCCAGCUGUCACUGGGGCCUCAGGAUUAAUGGCCUUGAAUCCCCAGCUGUUGGGAGGUGUCCUGAACUCGGCAUCGGCCAACACCGCUAAUCAUCCAGAGGUUUCCAUAGCAACUUCUUCCCAGGCAACCACUACCACAACCACUACAUCAUCAGCAGUGGCAGCACUGACUGUCUCAACACUUGGUGGGACAGCAGUGGUGUCAAUGGCAGAAACAUUGCUGAAUAUAUCUAAUAAUGCUGGGAAUACACCUGGUCCAGCUAAACUGAACAGUAACUCUGUGGUGCCACAGCUACUUAACCCUCUACUGGGGACAGGUCUGCUUGGUGACAUGUCCUCAAUAAACAGUACUUUGAAUAACCAUCAACUGACUCAUCUACAGUCGCUGUUAAACAACAAUCAGAUGUUUCCUCCAAAUCAGCAACAGCAGCAGCUUCUUCACGGGUACCAGAAUCUCCAGGCUUUUCAAGGACAGUCCACAAUUCCUUGCCCAGCUAACAAUAACCCCAUGGCUUGUCUGUUUCAGAACUUUCAGGUGAGAAUGCAGGAAGAUGCAGCUCUCCUAAACAAAAGAAUAAGCACUCAGCCGGGGCUCACAGCACUUCCCGAAAAUCCAAACACUACACUUGCACCUUUCCAAGAUACAUCUUGUGAGUUGCAAUCGCGGAUUGACCCAUCUCUUGGUCAACAGGUGAAGGAUGGCCUCGUUGUGGGUGGCCAAGGUGAUGCUUCCAUAGAUGCUAUUUACAAAGCAGUUGUUGAUGCAGCCAGCAAAGGAAUGCAGGUUGUCAUCACCACUGCAGUCAACAGUACAACUCAGAUCAGCCCCAUUCCAGCUCUGAGUGCCAUGAGUGCCUUCACUGCUUCAAUUGGUGACCCAUUAAGUCUCCCCAGUGCUGUCAGUGCGGUCAUUCAUGGACGAAACAUGGGCAGUGUUGAUCAUGAUGGUAGGCUGAGAAGUGUAAGAGGGGCUCGGCUGCCCAGCAAUCUGGACCAUGGGAAAAACUCAAACGAAGGAGAUGGGUUUGAAUAUUUCAAGUUGGCAAGUUGCCACACAUCUAAAAAACAGUGGGAUGGGGAGCAAAGCCCUGGAGGGGAGCGAAACAGGUGGAAGUGUGAGGAAUUUUUAGAUCAUCCAGGCCAUAUCUACAAUAGUCCUUGUCACGAAAGACCCAACAAUGUCUCUACACUGCCAUUUCUGCCUGGGGAACAGCACCCAAUACUGUUACCACCAAGAAACUGUCAAGGGGAUAAAAUUCUGGAGGAAAAUUUCAGGUAUAAUAACUACAAAAGAACUAUGAUGAGUUUUAAGGAGAGACUAGAGAACACUGUGGAAAGAUGUACACACAUCAAUGGGAACAGACCUCGACAGAGUCGGGGCUUUGGAGAGCUUCUGAGCACCACAAAGCAAGACCUGGUCCUAGAGGAGCAAUCUCCGAGCUCCUCAAAUAGUUUGGAAAGUUCUCUGGUCAAAGACUACAUCCAUUACAAUGGAGACUUUAAUGCCAAAAGCAUUAACGGGUGUGUACCUAGCCCUUCAGACGCUAAAAGCAUUAGUAGUGAAGAUGACUUAAGGAAUCCAGACUCCCCCUCUUCAAAUGAAUUGAUACAUUAUAGGCCAAGGACGUUCAACGUUGGCGACUUGGUCUGGGGCCAAAUCAAAGGACUGACUUCCUGGCCUGGAAAAUUAGUAAGAGAAGACGACGUUCACAGUUCUUGUCAACAAAGCCCCGAGGAAGGGAAGGUGGAGCCCGAGAAGUUGAAGACACUAACAGAAGGUUUAGAAGCUUACAGCCGAGCCCGGAAAAGGAACAGAAAAAGUGGAAAGCUAAAUAACCAUUUAGAAGCUGCUAUUCAUGAGGCCAUGAGUGAACUGGACAAAAUAUCUGGGACUGUUCACCAAAUCCCACAGGGAGACAGACAAAUGAGACCCCCCAAACCCAAGAGGAGGAAGAUCUCCAGAUAACAGGGACUACUCCAGCAGUGCGCAGUGUUUAUGAAAGGAAUGUGCACAGAUAUAGCUGUAUAUAAGUAUUGAUAUAGCCACUGUUAUAUCAAUAUUUAUACUAUGGCAGAUAGUUAACACCGCCACAGGGUGCUAAAAGAAACAGUGAUACAAUAUGUUUUUUUUUUUUGAUCAGGAAGGAUAAUGAAUGCUGGAAAACCAAUCAGAAUCCCUG
This is a messenger RNA of Kogia breviceps (pygmy sperm whale), 7286 nucleotides long. The record is from RefSeq and is a predicted model, not a curated record. NCBI's taxonomy places the organism in Eukaryota, Metazoa, Chordata, Mammalia, Artiodactyla, Physeteridae.